Blastomyces dermatitidis ER-3 is the source of this 234-nucleotide messenger RNA. RefSeq lists its product as uncharacterized. The record is from RefSeq and is a predicted model, not a curated record. Bases 1 to 234 code for a protein of 77 amino acids. The transcript has a single exon. NCBI's taxonomy places the organism in Eukaryota, Fungi, Ascomycota, Eurotiomycetes, Onygenales, Ajellomycetaceae.
AUGCUGUUCAUCCUGUGGGAGUCUGAGAAUCCCUCCAGUGUCCAACAUGUGCAUCGCCCUAGCCACCCUAGCCAGGGCAUAUCCAUGCCCGAAUGCCGGCGAAGACCCAGUUCAGCAUCCAGGAUCUACGUUUCGUCCGGCUUGGGGGGCUUUUGGGUUGGCCACGGGCCACGUCGCCUCCUCAAUGGGCCCUCAUUGAAACCCCAAAAUUUGUGGUCGUCGGCGACUCAGUGA